UUCCUUCCCAGUCUCCACGGCUAAACCAGGGCACCAGUCCAUCUCGAUCUUCUCCCCAGUCCCCAGUGGCCCAGUCCCGUUCAUCUCUACAGGUGUUGGAUACUUGGAUUGGAUUCGAGUGCUCUGGAAUAUAGUUGUUAGUUGUUUGCCUUGUUCAAAGCCUGAAAUCUUCCAGUUUUGUCCAUGUUUGGGCGUAUGGCUGUUUGCCUUGUUCAAAGCCUGAAGCCAUGUCCAUGGACGUAUAGGCGUAUGGCUGUUGCCUGUUUAUCCACUGCAGUUCAAAGUCCGAAGCCAUGUCCAAACCCUAAUCUCCCUCCCAUCUUGAUCUCGCGUCGCAUUGGCGAUGUAUCCUGUUCCCGGCUUCCGGCGGCUCGACGGCGAUGAGCGGCUCCGUGCAUCAGUGAUGCCGCGUCACGGUGGCCAAGACGUGCGGGCCGUGGCUGCAGCGGCGGUGCGCCGCUCGGCAUCGGCGAGCCACACUGCGCAUCCGCGAUUCCACACCAAGUUGGACAAAGGCGGCGCAAAGAACAUGCAUCCAUGGAAGUCCAAUCAACCAUGUAGAUUUCACCGAGUUUUUUGUGCUUUUGUUAGGUGCCCAAUUGUCUAAAUUUCUACAACUCAGAUGAGACCAAAACUCCUACUCCAAUAUCUAAUCAGAUUUAGUCCCAUAAGUUGUCUGAGUUAUUGUUUGGUCCAUCAGUCGCCUUCUAUAGCACCGAAAGCACCCCCCGUAUUUUGCGGGGGGAAACGGUGUUCUUUCGGGGCUACAGAUUAGCUUAUUACCUCCAUGGGUAAAAGAAAGCGGUCGUUGUGUCAACAAGAUAACCAUAAUGAUUCUCUAGCCAGCAAAAUAAUGAGAACUAGAAUCCCAGAUCUUCCUGAGGUUGUUGAUGCACCAAUGCUGCCUACCAAAUUCCUCUGUCUUAAGCACCUGAUCGUUCGCUUGUCAUUAGGAACAACCAUUACCCAGGCAUUUGACUAUUUCUCUUUGGUUUCUUUCCUUGAUGCGUCUCCUUCCUUGGAGACUUUUAUAUUAAAUGUGAGUGAGAAAGGCAUGAUCCAUGAAUCAAUUUCUGCGCAUCCACAAUUGAGGCACACACCUGAGCACCACCAUGGCCACCUCAGGAGUGUGAAGAUAUGUGGUUUCAGCUCUGAGAAAAGCUUAUUUGAACUAACACGUUAUAUUCUUGAGAAUGCGGUGUCACUGAAAUUUCUUACACUGGACACCUUUUAUGGGGAUCGGUGUGGUCAGGGUAAGUGUACAAGUUGUUUACCCACGCCUGAUGUUUUUAUGGAUGUUUCCAAAGCGAUCUCAGGUAUCAAGACAUACAUCGAGAACAAAGUUCCAUCCACAGUUAAACUAACUGUUCUGGAGCCUUGCAGCCGGUGCCAUGUUAGAAGAGUAAUUUAGACACCAUCCUAGUCAUGCUACGUCACUUCCAUUUAAUUUAAUUUAAUUUGAGAAGAACCAUGCUUGUUUCCUGGAUUAUUUAUAGCUGUGUCCCGAUGCACAGCAAAUUUAAUCUCUGAUGAUGGACCGUGCUUGUGUUUCCUGAAUUAAUACAUGCCAACUGUUUAGUUUUGUAGUAUGGCAUGUGGAUUUAUUUAAGACAAGUUGACAAAUCUUGUGUAUUCGGUCCGAUGCUGAUAUGUUAA
This is a messenger RNA of Zea mays, 1656 nucleotides long. RefSeq lists its product as uncharacterized. The record is from RefSeq and is a predicted model, not a curated record. NCBI's taxonomy places the organism in Eukaryota, Viridiplantae, Streptophyta, Magnoliopsida, Poales, Poaceae. The transcript has 4 exons. The coding region runs from base 788 to 1411 and encodes 207 amino acids.